CAGUGAAAUGCAGACACGUCAGCUCACCCCAAGAUGACCGACAUCUCACAGCCACGUGUGCAACUAAGGGGCGAGACGACCCGGAGCAACAGUGUGCCCACAUCACAAACCCCGACCGCAGCCCUGACCUGCCUCCAGGACAAGCCAGCGGGCCUGCCCAAGCACCCCACAGCACCACCAACAACAA
This is a messenger RNA of Pelobates cultripes (western spadefoot toad), 187 nucleotides long. Lineage: Eukaryota; Metazoa; Chordata; Amphibia; Anura; Pelobatidae. The record is from the annotation of a GenBank genome assembly.